Molecule: messenger RNA, 1393 nt
Organism: Brassica napus (rape)
Lineage: Eukaryota; Viridiplantae; Streptophyta; Magnoliopsida; Brassicales; Brassicaceae
Product: CASP-like protein 3A1
Exons: 2
Coding region: 76-702 (208 amino acids)
Source: RefSeq, a predicted model, not a curated record
ACUAGCCACAUGUCCAGCUUGUGUGUUUAUAUACACCCGUCUUUGGCUCGCUUUAGUAUAUCAUUCUGAUACGCCAUGGCGAAAGCAACAGAGCAGAAGAAAAACUCUAUAACAGUGGGAGAGACGAAGCUUGACAUACGCGAUGUGGUCACCACAACAUACGACGAGGAUAACCGUCACGGAGGCACACGCAAUGACGUGGCAAUGGUUGUGCUACGAGCCAUGUGCAUGGCCCUAUCAGCUGUGUCUUUGUUGUUAAUGGUGACAGCCUGUGAGACUAGCAUGACAACUCUCUACGGUUUCGAGUUUCAGCUCCACGCCGUUUGGUCUCUCUCAGAUUCCCUCAUAUAUCUAGUGGUGGUUACAUCAGCGACGGUUAUUUACUCAUUACUGCAACUUGUUUUAAGUGGGACCAGACUAAUGAGAAAAACACAUGUUGUUCCGACAAGAACACAAGCAUGGUUUUGUUUCGUUGCAGAUCAGAUACUGGGAUGCGCGAUGGUGAGUGGAGGAUCAGCGGCUUUAGGAGUGACGAAUAUGAACAGAACAGGAAUCAGACACAUGCCUCUUCCAAAUUUCUGCAAGUCUCUUGGUUUCUUCUGUGACCAUCUCGCAAUCUCCGUCGUCUUCGCCUUGUUCGCGUUUCUCCUCCUCGCCGCUUCUUCUAUUCUCGACGUUCUCCGUCUCUCAGGCGACUGCUAGAGAAUUAUUACUGUUUUACCCUUUAGCGUCUGAUGUUUUUACGAGUGUUUUCUUUUUGAUAUUUUUGUUUGUUUUUUGGUUGAUGUCAGUGAAUCUUCCAGUUCCAACGUUUUGAAUUUUGUUGACUAAGUCCUAUAUAAACGACAAAAACGCUUCAAAGAAAAACUUUAUUACCUUUCUUGGUAACUUCGACACACAGUCACACUCUCUUGGUAUAUAUAGCAAAUGAACAACAGAACACACAUGUAGAGUUUUCAUAUGGAAGGCUCAUGAAUGGAAUCGAAUAUUCCUAAGACUCUGCUUAAUGAUGAUCCCCAAACUUCUACGUUAAACGAUUCAUUAAGUAUUGUUAUUACUAUGUCAUAAAAGUGUCACGUUCUUUUUUUAAGUAUCGAUAUUUAACCAUACAACUAACUAUUUAGAUAAAAAAAUAAAACGUAACCAAAUAGCCUUCCAUUAAAUGAUAUUCAUACAGAUUGGAUAAACAAUUACAACGAAACGGGACCAAACUCCAAACAAAGCAACAUAUCAAUCGAGAGACAAAGAAAUCAUACACAGAAAUAUAAAUCAAGAAUCAUCGCAUUUUAUAUGCUUAGAAGUCAGAUGCAAGAGGCACAUGUUCGGAAGAUGACAUGAAAACAUUUCCGUAGAUAAGUCCAGCGAGUCCACCACCGAUGAGUGGUCCCACCCA